Helianthus annuus (common sunflower) is the source of this 4701-nucleotide messenger RNA. RefSeq lists its product as uncharacterized. The transcript has 11 exons. NCBI's taxonomy places the organism in Eukaryota, Viridiplantae, Streptophyta, Magnoliopsida, Asterales, Asteraceae. Gene Ontology annotation, biological process: DNA repair; telomere maintenance. The record is from RefSeq and is a predicted model, not a curated record. The coding region runs from base 1 to 4701 and encodes 1566 amino acids. Gene Ontology annotation, molecular function: DNA helicase activity.
AUGAAGUUGACCUUCAAGCAAGUCAACGUCAAAGCUGUGCUGAAGAAAGAGAAAAAAGGAAGUAUGUUCUUCAACAGAAGAGAAACAACAGAGGGUUGUCAUCCGGCAUCAACAUCUGAUUCUGUUGAAAGGAUUCCAUUUUCAAAUACUUCAAGUGUUUCAACCACCAAUGUUGAGAGAAGGAAUGUGUAUCAUCUUCCUGUUUAUGCUACUCCAAAUAUUAGUAGUAAUUUGUUUCACUCAUCUACACAAAUAACACAAUUUCAAGUAAGUAUGAAGUUGACCUUCAAGCAAUUCAACGUCAAAUGUGUGUUGAAGAAAGAGAAAAAAGGAAGUAUGUUCUUUAACAAAAGAGAAACAACAGAGGGUUGUCAUCCGGCAUUAACAUCUGAUUCUGUUGAAAGGAUUCCAUUUUCAAAUACUUCAAGUGGUUCAACCAACAAUGUCGAAAGAAGGAAUGUCCAUCACACUCCUUUUGGAAGUACUAAGCAAAUAUCCAAUUUUGUUGAGAUGACUCUAUUAUCAGAUAUUACAAAUUGUGGAAUAUCUAAAAUUGAAUUACAAAUGAGUGAUGACAUGUUACCAGAUUCUGUGGUUAAGAAGAUUCAUGGAAUUUCUAAAGAUUAUAUUGAUCAUGGAGAUGCCAUCUUUGUGUGUUCUAAAUGUGAUGCAAUGUUAUGGGAAGAUGAAAUGCUUAGGGAAAUAAAAAACUCUCGCAAUUUCAUGGAUAAUAUUCGAGCAUAUAACAUGAUGUUUUCCUUCACAUCUCUUGGUGGGAAGGUUGACAAAAGUUAUCAGAGAGGUAAAGGUCCUUAUGUAUUUAGACUACAAGGUCAGAAUUAUCAUCGAAUGGGUAGUCUACUUCCGGACGAUGGGGAAGAACCUAAAUUCUCCCAGCUUUACAUAUAUGAUUCACAAAACGAAGUUGUAAAUCGUCAAAAAGUAGUAAAUUCUCAGAUAGAAUGCAAAACUACAAGAAACAACCAGCUUGAUAGUACAACCAUAGAGGGUCUUAAAGAUAUGUUGGAUUCUUGCAAUCCUCUUGUCCAGUCCUUCAGAAUGGUAAGAGAUUGUUUUCAAGAAAAUGAGUUUCAAGAUGUAAGCUUGAAGCUUAUUGGAACAAGAGAUAAGGAUGGAAGAGUUCACAAUUUGCCAACAGCAUCAGAAAUUGCUGCGUUAAUACAUGGUGAUUUUGAUGGAGCAUUUGAUAAAUGGGACAUUGUUGUUAGAAAGAAGUCUGGUGGUCUUCAAAGAAUUAAUGAGCUUCAUCCCUCUUACCUUGCUUUGCAAUAUCCACUUAUUUUCCCAUAUGCGGAAGAUGGUUAUAGAGUUGGUAUUAAACAUAGAGGGGUUGCGAUUGAUGAUGAGCAGUUUUUGGUUGAUGGAUACACGAUGAUAGAAUCUUCCAGGUUGAAUUAUAUAAGGACACAACAACCUAAACUUAGAGUGCAAAAUCUUAAGAACUUGAAUGCUACUAUUGAAAGUGGAGAGAAUAAUGCCUCAAGUUGUGGUAAACCUAUACUUUUACCUUCAUCAUUUACUUGUGGUUCUAGAUAUAUGAUGCAAAAGUACUUGGAUGCUAUGGCAAUUUGCAAGUCUGUUGGAUAUCCCGAUUUAUUCAUAACGGUGACUUGUAAUCCAAACGGGCCUGAGAUUUACAGGUGUUUGCACGAUAAAGCUCUUAAUGCUGAAGACAGACCGGAUAUUAUCUCUAGAUUAUUCAAGUGUAAAUUGGAUCAUCUUAUAAAAGAUUUCAAGAAACAUAAAUUCUUUGGUGAUAUACAAGAAGCCCACUGUUCAAAAAUUUCAGUUAUGUAUACAGUGGAAUUUCAGAAGCGUGGUCUCCCACAUGCUCACAUAUGUUUGUUCUUGGGUGCUGAAAGCAAAUUUCCAAAUGCAUCUGACAUUGAUCGUGUUAUUACUGUUGAGAUACCAGAUAAAGAAAGAGAUCCUGAAUUAUAUGAGCUUGUCAAGCAAUUUAUGAUUCAUGGACCAUGUGGUACAGACAACCCACUUUGUCCAUGUAUGGUUCAGCAAAAAUGUUCUAAAAAGUUUCCCAAAAAAUAUGUAGAUGAGACUUGUGUUGAUUCUGAAGGAUAUCCUGUCUAUCGUCGCCGUCAAACAAGUAAUACAGUAGUAAAGAAUGGUGUGACACUUGAUAAUAGAUUUGUAGUUCCUUACAAUGCUCUCCUGCUCAGAAAGUAUCAGUGCCGCGUUAGCGUUGAAUGGUGCAACCAGUCAGGUUCUAUCAAAUAUUUGUUUAAAUAUAUUAAUAAGGGGUCUGAUAGAGUCACUGCUUCUGUUUUUCAAGCCAAUAGCACCAAGAAUAAUACGGAACAGAAUGUAGCUGUAGAUGAGAUAAAAGCAUACCUUGAUUGUAGAUAUAUCUCUGCUUGUGAAGAUGCUUGGAGAAUAUUCAUGUAUGAUAUACAUUAUAGAUAUCCAGCUGUUGAAGUAUUACCUUUUCAUUGUGAAGAUGGUCAGAGUAUUAUGUAUAACGAUCAUGAUAAUUUGUGUGAUAUUGUUAUUGAUCCAACUGUGAAAAUGACAAUGUUUACAGAGUGGAUGAAUUGUAAUAAAGUCGAUGAAUUUUCCAGGACAUUGAGGUAUGUUCAGUUUUCGGGAUAUUAUGUAUGGAAUGCUAAAAAUCGCAAAUGGAAUCGAAGAAAGCAUCCGUAUGGAUCAAUUGGGAGGAUACAUUAUGUCCCACCAUCACUUGGUGAUUGUUAUUACCUAAGGAUUUUACUGAAUCAUAUUAAGGGACCAACCUGUUUUGAAGAUAUAAAAACAGUUGAUGGGCAGGUUUUUCAAACAUUUAAAGAUGCAUGUUUUGCACGGGGGCUCUUGGAUGAUGAUAAAAAAUAUGUUAAUGCUGUCAAAGAAGCUAGCACAUGGUUAACCGGAGAUUUCUUGAGGACCUUUUUUGUAAUGUUGUUGCUGUCAAAUUCGAUAUCUCGUCCUGGUGUUUUUUGGUCGGAAACGAAGUCCCUGUUAUGUGAAGACAUUCUGUAUCAGCAACGAAAGAUAACUGGUAUUGCGGAUUUGGAUCUUCAACAAGAAGAAUUUGAAAAUAUCUGUCUAUCUGAAAUUGAAAAGUUGCUACUUACCAAUGGAAGUACAGUGAGAAAUUUUGAUGAUAUGCCAAGUGUUCCGGACAAUUAUGUUUCAUCGUUGAACAAUCGAUUGAUAAUGAAAGAAUUAUCGUAUGACAGACUAGCUCUUCAAAGGGAACAUGAUCGUUAUGUAAAGUGUUUAACUGCCGAACAGGAAAGGAUAUAUAAAAUUGUUAUGGAAGCGAUUGAAAAAGGUGAUGGAGGUGUGUUUUUUGUAUAUGGUUAUGGUGGAACUGGAAAGACGUUUCUUUGGAAGACAUUCUCAGCUGCAUUACAAUCAAAAGGUGAAGUUGUAUUGAAUGUUGCAUCCAGUGGAAUUGCUUCACUUUUGCUGGAUGGUGGUAGAACUGCUCAUUCAAGGUUUGUAAUUCCAAUCAACAUUAAUGAGAAUUCAAUAUGUUCGAUAGAGCCUAAUACUGAGUUAGGUGAUUUAAUUAAAAGAGCAACAUUGAUUAUGUGGGAUGAAUCACCUAUGACUCACAAGCAUUGUUUCGAGGCUCUUGAUAGAACAAUGAGAGAAAUAUCACGUUCCAGUCAACCGAACAUGCAAUCGAAGCCGUUUGGGGGAAAGGUCAUUCUAUUUGGUGGUGAUUUUAGACAAAUUCUUCCGGUCAUCCCUAAAGGUACCAGAACAAUGAUAGUCAAUGCUUCUUUGAGUUCUUCUUAUAUAUGGCGGCACUGUCAAGUACUAAAGCUAACUAAGAAUAUGAGAUUAAGAGUUGGUUGUCAGGAAGCAGAUUUGAAAGAAAUAAAGGAAUUUGGAGAAUGGAUUUUAAAGCUUGGUGAUGGUCUGCUUGGUGAAGAAAAUGAUGGUGAGAUUGAUAUUGAAAUACCAGAUGAUUUACUUCUUCAUGACCAAGUCAAUUCUAUUUAUUCUCUCAUUUCAUUUAUAUAUCCGGACAUGAAUAAGUUUUUGUGGGAUUUAACGUAUUUCCAACAAAGAGCGAUUCUUGCUCCAACUAAUGAAGUAGUGGAUUCAAUAAAUAAAGAGUUGUUAGAGAGUCUGCCCGGUGAAGAAAAGGUUUAUUUUAGUUCAGAUAGUUUAUGCCAAUCGGAGGAAGAAUCAGAGCUUAAUAUGGCAUUGUUUCCUCCUGAUGUGUUAAGCAAUCUUCGUUUAUCUGGUUUACCUAACCAUAAAUUAGUACUGAAACUUGGUGCUCUGGUGAUGUUACUCAGAAACAUUGAUCAGGCAAAUGGAUUGUGUAAUGGUACACGUUUACAAAUCAUGAAGCUUAGAAAAGUUGUGAUUGAAGCAAAAAUUAUCACAGGGACUAAUAUAGGUCAUCAUACUUUGAUUUCAAGACUGAAGAUGACACCUUCAGAUAAAAGAAUACCAGUGAAGAUUUCUCGAAGACAAUUCCCACUUUCACUGUGUUUUGCUAUGACAAUAAAUAAAAGUCAAGGACAAUCAUUGGAGCGUGUUGGUUUAUAUCUUCCACGUCCAGUGUUUAGUCAUGGGCAGCUCUAUGUUGCUGUAUCUAGAGUAAAAAGUAGGAAGGGGUUGAAAAUUUUGAUUUGUGAUAAAGAGAAACGAGUCUGUACAACCACUACUAAUGUGGUUUACAAAGAAGUUUUACAAAAUAUAUGA